CUGUGAACCCACGCAAGGGCGACAGACCAAGGAUAACACCUGUUCUCAUAUUACUCCAAACUACUCUUGUGUGAAUGACGGAACUUGACAAGGCUAUAGAGGCGCUCAAAGCUGCCGUCAAGCAAAGCGGAAUCGACAAGCGCGUCGGCGAUGUUGUCAGCCAGUUUACUUCGUACCUUAUUCUCUUGAAAUCGUCGUCUCCUUCCUCACAAUCAAUAUCAAAACUUUGUUCUAUCCUUCGUCGACCUCUAGUUCCCUUGUAUGCUGCCGUUCCCGGACCUGCGCUCCAGCUUUCCUCUGCUGUACUUCGCAAAGUAGUCGAUGAAAAACUGAGAAAUGCCCUGAAUGCUCGAAAUCUUCAACUAAGCGCCUGGUGGAAUGACGUUGCAGUUGCGCUUUUAUCAGGUGUCCUGGAUUUUCUUGAUAAACACGGUGAUGAUAUGACCAAGGAAACUAUUGCAUUAGCGUUUUAUCCGACUAUAUGCACGCUCUUCUUCUAUCAGGACUCCUCCUUAACACUUUUACCACGAACACAAAGGACGGCAUAUUCUCUGUUACAUGGAACGCUUAGCGGACAUCCAGGAAAUCAACGGAGACUACGGGAUAAUGCUGUUCUUGGAGGGUCGCUUAUUGGCAUCGCCAUCUCACAGUCCAAGGACUACCUUGUAAUCGAAGCCCUUCUGGAUAUAGUGGGAUGGUUGAUCCCAAUAACGAACCAAACAGAGAAAGGGAUGGUGAAGCGGACAGAGUUCAUCAACGACCUUUUUGCUGUAGUUCAGAAUCUAGUCAACACCCUCCAAUAUAUUAGCAGUUCGCACUGGGAGGAUACGGUAAUGAAGAUCAUGGAUACUUUGGCCAGGAGCGAUAUCACCUUCCCUCAAUCAUUUGCCUUGGAGGAAGUCGAUGUAUGCGGCAAAUGUUAUCCUCAACCGACUGCAUUUGACCGUUUGCACUUGGAUAGAGAAUUUUUCCUUGCCAACGUUGUUGAGCAGGAUGAUGUCUGCGACAGCUUGAAAAUCUCCUAUGGUCAUAUACGCUCUGUCACGAUCGACGUGUCGAAGGCGCCACCGCAUGGCAAAGUCAUUGUUCAUGUCGAUUUAACAACUCCACCAAGUAUUGGAGACGCGUCGUUUGACAUCCCGGCAGGUCAGGAGCUUUACUUGAAAUUCGAAAUUCGACGGGAGGAUUUAAGCAGGCUCAUGGAGGCUUUACGGAGGCGUGGUAUAGUCAAGCUCAGUUUCAUAGGUGAAAAUCCCCAACAACAAGCUAAAAAACGGAGAAGUGUUGGUCUUGCACAUAGCAUCAGACUUUCGGGCGACUCUUCACCACCACCACAAGGGUCACAGUAUGAGGAUAAAGUUAAACGUGUUCAAAAUGUGUACGAAACCAACUUCCCGGAUGAUGCACGAUCUAUCACUGCCCACUCUGAGCAAGAAUCCAUGUCGGCGCAGCAUGCGCUACCUCGAAUUCCGGCUGACAAGCCUGCGGUUCAGGAGUUCAAAAACAACGCCAGCGCUGAGCGUGCCAAAAAGACUGUCCCCAGACCUCGGCCUGUAUUCAAGUCCGCGAAAAAAGUUGCGCCUCUUCCGGUUACUCCGCCUCGCAAAAGUUCUGCAAAAGACGAUCCCAUUAGUGCAGUACACGUCUCCGUGUUUGGCGAAAGCGAUGAAGAGCUCUCCGAAAUAUCUGACGACGAACUUCUCAAACCUGUCGCCGACGUUCGCCUCAUAGUCCAUCCAGCACAAAUUAUCAAAGCCAAACCAGCUACCAGUCUUAGCGCAAAAAGCAUCAGUUUCCAACCAGCGCCUCCGACCAAACGCAUCGCCAAGCGAAGGUUAAUUGUGGAAUCCGACGAAGAAGAGAUACGAGCUACGCCCAAGGCCGCUCAGAGGGCGACAGUUUCACCAGCUAAGCCAGACAUUAACGUAAAGACGGUAACAACAGAACUUAGCAAGACACACCGCAUCGAUGGCAAAUGUUCUUCCACCCUGCGGUCGUCUAGCACUAUCGAUACAGAUCCAAAAGACGUUCCCCUGGAAGUCAAAAGGCCGUGUACACUAUCCAACAAAGAGACCAGUCACCCAGGAUCCACCAAUAAUGUCGCCAGAACACAUCUCGACGACGAUGCCUUCUUGCAGGAUGCUUCUGUUCAUGAUCAAGUGCCACCAUGCAAGACUAUACCCGACGCGGAACUGACUGCACACGGAAUCAUACUCACUUCACCUAUGAAGAAUCUGGCAACAGCCAAUAUACCAGCGAAGCUGGCAGGCACUCGACGCAAACGGGAUGAUGCAAAUUCCCCCACGAGAGCACCCAAGGUUUCAGAGGACGAUCAUCCGCCCAAGAAGAAGGCCCGUAACACUGGCGAUAUCACUAUCAAGCGUGCAGCAAGUAUACUUCCUGACCCUUUCGAACCGUCAACGAUAUCGAUAACUAUCGCGAAGGCUCCCAGGAAGUACGGAAAGAAAGGGAAGGCACUGUCACCUAUUCCACCAGAGAACGUAGACUCUGACGAAGUUCCUGGAGCAACUUUGAGAGGGAAGACGAACGCGCGAGCUAAGCCAGUCAGGGCUUCCAAACCGGCCCCGAAGAAGGUUCCAACUCCGAUUUCUGGCAGACAAACCCGCGCGGGCGUUAUGCGACGCAGGAACGAGAAGCCUAAAUUCGAGUCGCCCAAAGAGAUCAAACCGAAACUCCAGCCCUCAGAAGCUGACACCGGGAUAGUCGCUGCACCAGAACCAGUUGAUCAAAUUAUGAAAGUGGAACCCCUUCAUAACGAUGCAACCAACACUCCCUCCGUGUCCCUUAAGCCAGAGUCGGCAUCAAGAGAGCAAGCCAAUAAGAUGGACAUGGACCGGGCGGGUGCGAGCACCAAGACCAAGACUGGAGACACUAAUGCAGUGGUACUAACCAAGGUGUCACUAACGCCCCAAAAACUAUCAUUUCAGAUAAUUGAGAAGAAACCAUCAACUCCAGAGCGUGCUCAUACUCCCAAACCAAAGAGGGCACCUUGGGAGGACCCGAUAUUCGUUGCACAACACGCCCCGGCCGAGGAAGUGGAGCCUUUGGGGGUCAGCCCCCUAGAUGAGGAUCCACUAGAGCCAAUCCAGGAUGUCGCAUCGGGAGAUAUGGCUGAAGCGUUCUUCGGCGAUUUUAUUGACUAUUCAGUAUCAUUGAAAGGGAGCGAGGAUCCUAUUCUUCCUGCCUCCUCAGAUCCCCCUCCGUUACAGUUGACCCCACGUAAACCACCUGUUUGUAUCGACCUCACACUGGACCCAACUCCAGUAAAAGAUUGCCACAACUCAGCAAAGGACCGUGGCGUGUCCAAGGAUGCCGGAAUGCUCCCGAGCAAAGUUCCGCAUCCCGUAGAGAGCUUUAUUGCAGUUCCAGUUGCCUUACACGUCACCGGGCGUCAAGAUGGACAUGGGACAUCUAUCGGGGUCCCAAAGCCUUCUGCCGAUGUUGCCAUGGAUGUCGUCAUAUCCCAAGAUCCUUCCGUCCUGCCUAUUCCCUCUCAUAACGAAGAACGACGAGAGCAACUCGCAGCGUUGAAUAUUUCCCCCACCCCCAUCAGAACAAACGAUGCCGAAAGUUCUUCGGCUGAACCUCGUGAUAUGAGGCCCUCACCUUCCGUUCCGGUUCGUCGGAGGCAAUCGGUCGUUUCGUUUGCGUCACCGCUGGUGACCCGGCCCAAUUCCGAUGAUGCUGUCCAGAUCCCCACCAUGACAUAUUUGAAGUCUAGUAUUCGAUCUAACAACCAUGGUGCGUUUAGAAACGGUAUUUCCGGAACCAACACCCGCCCGCCCAAGGGACCAAUUUUGGACCGUGUCGUCUCACUUGUUUCUGAUGACGAGUUUGAAUCGUCAUCUCCUGUGCGGAAGCCGUCCUCCAAUCGGGUACGAUUUGAAAAUGAUGGGUUACAAUAUUCGCUGUCCCCUCUCGCUCUGAAAACGAGUGCCCACCCAGUCAAACAAAUGCCUGUUAAAAUUUUCCAAGAACAACGUGCAAAGAAGUCGCCAAGGGAGAUCAGUCGCCGUAACAUCAAGUCCGACGAGAAUAAUGAUAUCCAGGACAUAGUGGAUGUACUGAGUGACAUCCAGACUGUUAUAGUGAAGGGCAUCGCGAACAAGUUCAAAAGCGUCAACAACGAAGUCCGCGCCGGGAGGGAGGAGCUCCUGCGUGACGCAGCUGAAGACUUACACGCGUUGGCAGAUGCAUAGUCAGUGAUUCAUUCCAGACACAAGUUGCUGACCAGAGUUCAUUCUGCUAUGAUCAACCAGUGCAACACAAUACACCUCGUUCAUAGUCCUGGAGGAAAGUUAUUCUAAGCACCGCGCGGCUAUGACACGUCACUGGGAGGGCGUGAUAAAGUCCAGCGAGCAACUUCAAGAUAAUUUGAAGAAGGCUCUCGAGACACACGACCGCAAUGUUUCUUCCAAGACGUUUCCAAAAUCACUCUUUCCACCGAACUCCAGAUUCUUGAAGCAUUAAUUUCGUGUAUCUUGAUGGUCAUCGACAUGUACUGUAACUACCCGCACCUUGCCAGCAAAGGAUUUUCUGUUGUUCAACUACUGUUUGCAAAUCGAAGUUCAUGAUGUGUUUGUCUUGCUUGUGC
This is a messenger RNA of Suillus fuscotomentosus, 4615 nucleotides long. RefSeq lists its product as uncharacterized. Lineage: Eukaryota; Fungi; Basidiomycota; Agaricomycetes; Boletales; Suillaceae. Bases 75 to 4220 code for a protein of 1381 amino acids. The record is from RefSeq and is a predicted model, not a curated record. The transcript has 19 exons.